AUGAUACAGAAGAGGUCUGUCAUGCUCGACUUGCACAGCUUACAGAUGCCCUUUUCCAACACCUGGAAGUAUGGGAUCUUGGCACUAGCCAUCCUCUUGCUCCUGGUGGCCCUAACCAUCUUAACUUGCCAGAUAUGUCAGCUCCAGAAACGCAACAGGACUAGAAAAAAGAAGAGAUGCCCCAGCCGAGGCUGGGUUAGAAUGAAGGCAGUGAAUGGCAUUUGGAGGAAGAAAACACCAGCUCUUCUGCAUGACACUACCAAGCAGAGCAAUGCAGAUAUCAAGGUGGAGGAGUUACAAGCUGAGCUGGGUGAGCCGUCUACCUGCCUCAUCUCCUCCUCCAGUAGGACUGAGGACCUCAGCAGCAUGAGCAGUGAUUUGGGGCCCCUGCCUGGCUCCCAGGGAACACUGAAGUUCUCUCUCCUCUACUGCAAAGAGCGAUGUGAGCUGCUUUUGACUGGGCUGGAGGCCUGGGGGCUGCCUAGGCAUGGGUGUGCUGAGUCCGCCAUCCGGGUCCGACUGCUGAGGCAGGUCCCAUCACACAUCCCUGGGCUCCAGUGCGUGGUCCAGGAGUGGCAAAGUCAGGUGGUGAAGAACUGCAGCAGUCCAGCCUUUGGGGACCACUUUGUCUUUUCCCUGCAGGAUGCUGAGGUGGAGAAGAGCACCCUGAAGUUGGAGGUUCAACGAUUUGACAAAUACUCCAGAAAUGCUGUGCUGGGGGAAGUCAGGGUCACCCUGAGCGAGCUAAAGGCCUCCCAGAGUUUGGUUUUAUGUAAAGAGCUGCAGAAGACUACAAAGGACAUUGUGGGAGAAGUUCUCGUGUCGCUCAAGUGCCUCCCCAUCUCUCAGAGGAUAGAGGUCGGGCUGCUCAAGGCAAAAACUACAUCCCCUGGAAGCACUGCAGAGAAGAAUGUAUACGCAAGGAUAGAUGUUUCCUGGAGACGCCACAAAGAAAAGCACCAGAAGUCCAGGCCACGGGCCCACACGCCACUCAUCAUCUUCAAUGAGACUUUCCUCUUCCACAUGCCUGAGCCUCUAGCAUGGGACUGUACGGUCCUGGUCUCCAUUUAUGAAGUGGACUCAGAUUCCAGGCAUCUCGUUGGACAGGCCACGCUGGGGAAGAGAAGAGCGAAGGAAGCAGCUGAGCACUGGGACCUCAUGGUAAAGUCCAUCCAGCAGCCUGUAGCUAAAUGGCAUCCUCUGCUCAUUUAGAGGGGAAGGUCUUCUGUAGCAGUUGCAUGUGGUGAAUCUGUUUUCUGUCAUGAAGACAAGACAAGGCAGUGCUCACAGUGGGUAUACCUAAGAAAAGACGGAU
Messenger RNA from Calidris pugnax (ruff), 1315 nucleotides. Its product is annotated as synaptotagmin-5-like. The transcript has 6 exons. The record is from RefSeq and is a predicted model, not a curated record. The coding region runs from base 1 to 1212 and encodes 403 amino acids. Gene Ontology annotation, cellular component: synapse; axon. NCBI's taxonomy places the organism in Eukaryota, Metazoa, Chordata, Aves, Charadriiformes, Scolopacidae. Gene Ontology annotation, molecular function: calcium-dependent phospholipid binding; calcium ion binding; phosphatidylserine binding. Gene Ontology annotation, biological process: calcium-ion regulated exocytosis; vesicle fusion; regulation of calcium ion-dependent exocytosis.